UUCUCUCUCUACACUCUACACUUUCUCUCUCUACACUCUAAAUUUUCCGACAAGAGAAAAUAUUUAAAAAAGCAAACCAUAUAAAUGAGAACAGGUGGCGCUAAUUUAUUUCACCACACUUCAGUAGCUGUAUCAAGAAUGACAACCGCCGAGGCCACCACCACCGCGAAGGCCACCUUCACGCCGCCGUCCACCGUGCAGCGCUCGCCGUGGCACUCCCCCGUGCCGUACCUCUUCGGCGGCCUGGCCGCCAUGCUGGGUCUCAUCGCCUUCGCCCUCCUCAUCCUCGCCUGCUCCUACUGGAAGCUCUCCGGCACCGACGACGCCGCCGAGAGGGACGUCGAAUCCGGCGGCGCCGCCGCCGCCGGGAAAGGCGACAGCAGCUCCGACGCAAAAUCCCCGCCGGUGUUCGAGGAGAAGUUUUUAGUCAUCAUGGCCGGCGAAGUGAACCCCACUUUCUUGGCCACCCCGGCGUCAAGCAGAACGAACUCUUUCAACGACGGGAAAGCUGACGUCAGCGAAGAGAGAGAAAGUAAUGAAGAAGAAAACAUCAAACAGAAACAUGAAGAAACAAAUAAUGAAGAUGAAUCACAAUUAAGACGAGAUUAAUUAUAAAUUAAUCCAGUGAAAAAAAAUUAAUCAGCUCUGUUAUAUAUUUAAUAGAACUAUGAUUUUUUAUCACUCCUUUUUUUUUUUAAUCCUUUGCUCAAUUUUGUAACCCAGGGGAAUGUAUGUAAAUUUUUCUAAUGAGAUGAAAUGAAUUAAUUAUUAA
Messenger RNA from Erythranthe guttata (spotted monkey flower), 772 nucleotides. RefSeq names its product protein GLUTAMINE DUMPER 2. The record is from RefSeq and is a predicted model, not a curated record. Gene Ontology annotation, biological process: regulation of amino acid export. NCBI's taxonomy places the organism in Eukaryota, Viridiplantae, Streptophyta, Magnoliopsida, Lamiales, Phrymaceae.